AUGUCCAAAAGAUCGCGCUCGGAUUCCGAGUCGAGCUCCUCGUCGUCUAGCUCGGGCGGCUCUGUAGUCGAAGCCCAGACAGCUUCAGUAUCCACAGCAAAGCUACCUCCAUCUCGCAACCUGUCGAGCAUUGGCUACAAACCACCGAGAGGCUUCGAUCCGGUUUCAUUCUCGUCGUCCUCACCUUUCCUCCAGAAGAAGCUGUCCGCAUCGAAUGCGCAACAGCUCUGGGCAGUCCGCAUCCCAGCGGGCCUGUCACCAUCGCAACUCGACGGUGUGGUCAUCGAUCUGCCUCGCGACACGUCCGAUGUGAAAUCUGCAUCCAAGCCAUUGGGGACAAUCGAGGUGGCCACUGCCUCUUCGAGUCAUGCCGCCACGUACAACUUCUACGCAUCUGUACCGUCUGCACUCAAGGGCAAGGCGAAAAAGGCACAAUCGAGCGCCGACUCGCAGCUGAUUGCCAUGGCUUCUGAUGCUGUCGCUUCGGAUGAGCAAUCCGUCGCAUCAGGUCAGGGAGCUGCGUCGGAGCUGGAGAGCCUCAAGCUGCUCGUGCCUGCGGGCAACGGCGAUGAAGACGGAAAGCUGGUGCUGGCACCGGUCAAAGUGUCGAGGUGCCUCCAUCUCUCGAUUGCCUCGCCCGCCGAGACGAGCAAAGCGGAGAAGGUCAAGGAGACUAGCAAUCGGUUCGAGGAGAAGAAGCUGCCACAACAGCCGUGGCAUCUGUUGAAAGGGAACUUUAAGCCAGCAGGAACUCGUCUUACAACAGAGUCUACAGGAACGGAGCCAGCGAGCCAGGUUACGGAAGAACUCAAGGACAAGAAGGAGAAGAAGCGCAAGGUCAAGACGGAGGACGACAAGAAGUCUAAGAAGUCAAAGAAGGAGUGA
Molecule: messenger RNA, 885 nt
Organism: Kalmanozyma brasiliensis GHG001
Lineage: Eukaryota; Fungi; Basidiomycota; Ustilaginomycetes; Ustilaginales
Exons: 1
Coding region: 1-885 (294 amino acids)
Source: RefSeq, a predicted model, not a curated record